This is a messenger RNA of Seriola aureovittata, 4575 nucleotides long. It is a transcript of the gene hspa12b, whose product is annotated as heat shock protein 12B. The transcript is spliced from 14 exons. NCBI's taxonomy places the organism in Eukaryota, Metazoa, Chordata, Actinopteri, Carangiformes, Carangidae. Bases 733 to 2802 code for a protein of 689 amino acids. The record is from RefSeq and is a predicted model, not a curated record.
AAAGAGAAAUGGAGGGAGGUCGAGAUGAAAAGAGAAGCAAAGAGGAAGACAGGAAGAGCUAAUUAAACAGAGGAAGGAUAGAUGUGGAGGAGUGGGCGGGGAGAGAAAGGGCAAGAUGACUUAACUGGGAUACACCGCCUGCUCAAGAUUACUCCACCCUCACACACACACAGCAGUUUCCCAGUGAGGUAAAUCCCCAGCAUUCCCCCUCCUAUGCACUGUCACAGCCCUCCCACUCCUGCAACUGGUGUGUGUGUGUGUGUGUGUGUGUGUGUGUGUGUGUGUGUGUGUGUUUGUGUGUGCGUGUGUCACCACUUUUCUCUGGCAUUCCUGUGCAGAGCGGAGAGAGACGGUGAGCUCGGCUGCAGGGAGACAGGACUACGAAUCCAACUCGGAACUCGGAAGGAUUUUCUCAGCAGAAGAAGAAGAAGAAGAAGAAGAAAAAGAAAAACAAUCCUCGCGGCUUGUUCUGAUCGCUGAUUUGGGAAUUUCAAUUUUGGGAAAAUCUCCCUGCAAGGCAGUUGAAAAGUCUUCCAUUCUCAACAAGGGGUUUUCUAGAAAAGCAUCCUCACAGUUUCCUCCUCUUUCUUUUCCAUCUCCAUCUCUUCCCUGGAGGCAGAUUCCAAACUUCGGACUGCUGACAUCCAGGGUUUGGGAAUACAGUUGCAGAGGCAAAAAAAGUACAAGGGCAUAGUGUUGCAACAGCAUACAGAGACCCUGGCUCCUGUAAAGAUGGCUGACGUGGUGCAGCCAGACCCAAACAGCCUGCAGAUACCGGGUGAUAAUUUAUCAGCCCCUUCGUCGCCUGCCACGGCCAGAAAUGACUGCAGCAUCACACCCCUCACACCCUCGCCCUCGCCAAGGGUGGAGGUCAGACCCAGGAUGGCCUGUCCGUUCUCUGUUGUCGUGGCGAUAGAUUUUGGGACAACGUCCAGCGGCUAUGCGUUCAGCUUCACACAGGACUCAGAGGCCAUACACAUGAUGAAGCGCUGGGAAGGCGGCGACCCAGGAGUGGCCAAUCAGAAGAGCCCCACGUGUCUGCUGCUGACUCCCGAUUUGCGGUUCCACAGCUUUGGUUUCGCGGCACGAGACUUCUACCACGACCUGGACCCGGAGGAGGCCCGGCACUGGCUCUACUUUGAUAAAUUCAAAAUGAAAAUCCACAGCACAAGUGACCUCACCAUGGAGACAGAGCUGGAGGCGGUCAACGGACGGAGGGUCAGGGCCAUCAAGGUGUUCGCUCACGCCCUGCACUUCUUCAGGGAACAUGCUCUAAAGGAAGUGAAGGACCAGUCCUCAUCAGUGCUGGAGGGAGAGGAGAUCAGAUGGGUGAUCACUGUCCCCGCUGUGUGGAGGCAACCUGCCAAACAGUUCAUGAGAGAGGCCGCAUACCUGGCUGGUCUGGUGUCUCCUGACUGUCCUGAGCAGCUCCUCAUCGCUCUAGAACCAGAGGCUGCGUCCAUUUACUGCCGCAAGCUCCGCCUCCACCAGGUGAUUGACCUCAGCAUGCAGCCAAUCACAAACGGCCUCGAUCUGGACGGGUCCCGGCCCUUCGACUCCAGCUUCAGACAAGCAAGGGAGCAGUUGAGGCGAUCCAGACACAGCAGGACCUUCCUGGUGGAGAGUGGAACUGGAGAGCUGUGGUCAGAGCUGCAGACUGGGGACAGGUAUAUUGUUGCAGACUGUGGAGGAGGGACUGUUGACCUGACUGUCCAUCAGAUCGAGCAGCCACAGGGAACACUGAAGGAGCUCUACAAGGCUUCAGGCGGUCCGUACGGGGCUGUCGGCGUAGACCUGGCCUUCGAAGCCAUGCUGUGCCAGAUCUUCGGCGAGGACUUCAUCCAGAGCUUCAAAGCCAAACGUCCGGCGGCCUGGGUGGACCUCACCAUUGCAUUCGAGGCAAGGAAGCGGACGGCGGCGCCGGGCAGAGCCAACGCCCUCAAUAUCUCCCUGCCCUUCUCUUUCAUUGAUUACUACAAGAGACACAGAGGGCAGAGUGUGGAGGCCGCCCUGAGGAGGAGCAACAUGAACAUAGUGAAGUGGUCGUCCCAGGGGAUGCUGCGACUGACACAGGAAGCCAUGACCGAGCUCUUCCAGCCCACCAUUGUCAACAUUGUCAAACAUAUUGAGGAGCUGAUGGUGAAGCCAGAGGUGUGCGGUGUGCGCUUCCUCUUCCUGGUUGGAGGCUUUGCAGAGUCGCCCAUGCUGCAGAAAGCAGUCCAGAAGGCCCUGGGGCGGACGUGCCGCAUUAUCAUCCCCCAUGACGUUGGCCUUACCAUACUGAAGGGUGCCGUGCUCUUCGGGCUGGAUCCCACCGUGGUCCGAGUGCGCCGAUGCCCCUUGACCUACGGUGUUGGCGUGUUGAACCGGUUUGUGGAGGGGCGCCACCCUCGAGAUAAACUCCUUAUCAAAGAUGGCCGCGAGUGGUGCACCGACAUCCUCGACCGCUUUGUCUCUGUCGACCAGUCGGUGGCUCUGGGCGAGGUCGUGAGGCGCAGCUACACCCCUGCUCGUCUGGGCCAACGGAAAAUCAUCAUCAACAUCUACUGCAGCAUCACAGACGAUGUUACAUACAUCUCUGACCCCGGCGUCAGGAAAUGUGGGACGAUAACGUUAGACCUACCAGAACCUUUACCACUACCAGGAGCAGUGGGAGGAGCAGGAGGAGGAGGAGGAGGAGUCCCAGAGAGGAGGGAGAUCAGAGCGACCAUGCAGUUUGGAGACACAGAGAUCAAAGUCACAGCCGUUGACGUCAUGUCUAACCGCUCUGUCCGGGCUUCCAUAGACUUCCUGUCUAAUUGAGGAGGAGCAGGAAGUGGAGACGAGGAUCUGAAAACAGAAAUAACUGAUUCCAAGAAUGAUAAUCUUAGAAAAAGCGGUACUUUGGGAGUGGGGCUCAAAUAUUUUUGGAAGGACGGGGAGGGUUGCAUUAAUUGAAGAAACUCACACCUCAUAAUUCAGACAUUUAGGAUUUACAUUUAAUCAUUAGAGUAUAAAAAAAAAAUCAUGAAAGUCCUAAAAAGAAUUUAUAUUCAGUUGAACUGUAGGGUGCCCUCUCGGCAUGGGAAAGAAGAAAUUACUUUGUCUGGUUUCAGUGGCGAGUUUUUCAUGUCACGCCAUAUAAAUGCUGUCACAGGCAUUUCCUGCCCAGAAAAUAUUCUGAGUGCCACAUGUGUGAAACCAAAUGCAAGCUGAGGGCUGAAUACAAAUCUGUAGUGCAGUGAGACAAACAGGUACCAUCAAAUGAUUCAACCUGUCCGAGGAGUAUUUCAAAAACACUUACCUGGAGAGACUCUACCUGAAGCAGCAAACUACCUAGAGUGAGACUCACUCGUGUGUGUUCAGUGCUAAAUAUUAGGAAUGUUGCCUUUUCCCUCACAUAAUUAAUGAUACCUCAUUUAAAUCCUAUUUCAACCUUCAUAUAUGAUGUAUAUGAUGUUCAUAUAUUGAUGCUACGACCUGGACUGCAGCUUUGUUUCUCCCAUGUCGAUGAUUGUGCACCACCUAGGGGUGAAAAGACUGAACUACUAGCUGAGAAAGCACCUUGGAAUAUAAACACUCCAGGGAUAAAAAUCAAAACACAUGUAAGAGGCGUAUAUUGGGAAGGACCGUUGCAUUAUUACAUACUUUGAACUUACAAAGUUUUAGAAAGUCAGGUUUCACCCACAUCCAUGUCUAAAAGUUUCAGCAUUUGUGUUACACUACACGGGAACAUGUUUGGGAUUACCUGAUUUCUUCUUUCCAAAUCAGGAUGAGAGCUUUAACUGUACAACAGUUGUUUUAUUUCAAAUGUUUCAAAACCUACUGCGACAUUAAAGCUGUAUUAUUAGAUUUUUUUUGGCCACAUAGGGGCAAUGGAUCAAGCUGUAAAUGCAACAUUGAUAUAUCCUCAUCAAGUUGUUGGCAUUCCUGGGGAACUGUAGAGUUGGUUGAGCAGUGAGUGACAUUUUUGUCAUUACAAUUAGUGACUUGAUCCAUAAUAUAAAAUAUUGAUUAGUGCAGCUUUAAAGUGAGUUCCUGCAGAAAGAAAGGUGGAUGGGGGAAAGUGUUGGUUAUCAAUUGUACCACCUAGAGUCAUCACCCUGUCAUGUUUAAGUCAGGAAAUGAUGUUUUUAUGUGUAUACUGUAUUAAACUGUAUCCAUGUUUAUGUAUAAAGUAAUAUCAUAAAACGUAUGACCUAUGAGUGUAUUGAUACACUAUCAGUCAACACAGUGUGAUUUAAGCUGUGAAUUUAUUGAUAAGAAUGGUCCGAUAAAUAGUUUCACACAGCAUAACCAAUGACAAACGGUUCAGAACUGCUCAACAUCCUAUCAGUGCUUUACUCUCCAUGUUACAUAAUUUGUCACGUAACAGAAAAAAACCAGAUUAGAAAUGACGGCUCCUUCAGGUCAGAGAGGAAGAGCUGACUCUGAGGGGACAGGAGUGUGUUUAAUUCAAAACCAAGGGGGAUUGAUCUCAUUCUUCUUGUAUUUCAGAAUCAUUUCUCAGUAAAACGAUCACAGGUGGAACGAUAACAGCGCGUGAAAUUUUAAAGACAUUAGCAAGUCAAAGCUUCAGUAAGAAAAAAAAAACAA